ACUCAGUUGACUGAUUACUCCAUAAGUGAUCCUCAAGAAAAUUGCUUGUCAAAAAACGAACAGUUGGAAUUUGAAGAGGACAGUGAUCCUGCAUCUGAAAGUUCCCUCCCACCAUUUGUAAAUAUCUGUAGUGAUGAUGACAAUCGAAGCACAAGUUCUGUUCCAUGCAGUGAUGUGACCUCGGCUGAAUUUAACCCUGGUGGUUCUUUUACGCAAACAGAUGAGAAGACAAGGUCGUCGGUUUCUGUUAAGAGUGUGAAACCCUCUAACUGGGAAUUUCUAAGAGAUCCAUUAUUUCUUAGAUACAAGGAAUUUGUACUGUUGUCGUCUCGACUGAACAAGAUUAAAAAUGGCAGCACAUAAUUUCUGCGUAAGUUAUGGACAAAGGACCAAAUUGUUGACAGUUUCAGCAGAUCAAGAACUUCUCCAAACUUUGAAGUCAAAGAUCAACUUGAAGUUUUCUGUAGACAGCAGUGAUUACACAAUUAAACUCAAGCUAGAACAGUUUCAGUCUGAUGUAGAUAUUGAUCAAGAAGAUCCGGAUGAUCUUGAAUUAUUGAAAAAUGGAGGCAGCAUUCUUCUGGAAAAGGUCGGCGAUUGUGCAUCAAUCUCUUCAGAUGUUCAGAACCAAUGCCCAGAGAGAUCAACCCCAGACAAAGCUAACAUCCAGGAAUCAUUGGACAGCCCUGCAUCUCAGAGACUACCUGACAAACCAGCAACAUCAUCAAAGGCCAAGGUUUUCGAUGUGAGGGAUAUCGUGAGAAAUCAUCCACGUGGAGGUCGCAUCGAAGAUGAAUAUUCCAAAAACAACACCAUCACGUCAGAAACACGGCACCUGCUAACAAGUAUAGUAGCAUCCGAGAUGGUGAAAGUAUUCACUUAUUACCCAAGCAGAGAAGAGAAGAUCAUGCUAGCAAAGAGAAUAAUUGCGGCAUAUCCAAGUCUCGGGUCAAACUCAAAAUGUCCCUAUGACAUUUGGUUUGAUCCCACGGAUGCAACCCGUGUAUAUUUGAGUACCAAACUGAACACCAUGAGGAGAAGCCUUCCCCGAGAACAUCAGCAGCGUCCUCGCACAGGAAAGUAUAAAGGCAUAAUAAAGGCCCAGAAGAAAGAAAGCAUCAAGCGCACAUAUGACCAUCUGCAGGAGAUUUCCACUGAAGAAGAGGAGGAGCUGAUCCUUUUCAGUAAGAGAGCAACAGCAGACGGCAGAGAUGAGAUAAUAUUAGCGAUGGACAAGACCUUUCAGAACAGGCGUAAUUGGAUAUUUAAUACCACGCCAGGUGUGAUGGAUAUCUUGGAGCGAUACCCAAGAUUCCGUGAUACUCCAGCUCUUGCUCAACUGGAAUUCAAACUUCUGUUCCCAGAUGCCACAUCAAAGUUAAUCAGUACCUGGGAGACCAGGUUCGUGCAGGGGAUUCUGCACAUCGCUAAGAUUUCCCGGCUGCCCAAAAUCAAGGCGUUGAUGGAGGACCUAUACAGUCCAGCUUCAAAUAACGAUGGACAGUACACACCCUCUGAUGGGAAGAGGUCACUCUACGCAUUCCUUGCUGCCGUGUACCUGCUUCCUUCCAACUCUGGAAAACGGACUUCGUUAACAGACGCUGUCCAGUAUUUCCUGGUGACAAAACCGCAUGGAACCAGUGUAGCCUCUUUCCUUGAAGAUGAACAGAGGCAGCCAGUGCAGAAAAGGACCCAACACUACCUGCUAGGAGUAGGCAACAAGCGAAGCCCAUCACAGUUCUUCGUCAUCAUAGACAAGCAAGCAAUUCAGUGCAGUACGGGACCAGACAUCACUCAAGCAGUAGACGUCAUGUUCAAGCUGCACUACAUCUUCAAUCUCCACUACGCGGCUGAACUGAAAUCCUUCUAUGCAUUCCUUGAACAUUAUGUUUACGGCAUCGGCAUUGCAGGAAGUGCUAUACCAGUCCGCGCCAAAGACCUUAUGUCCAACAUCACUGCUGUUAGUAGCAAGGAAGUGGUGUCGUAAGCAGGCCAUCCAGUAGCCUUUGAUCACUGCAUUGGAGUAAGUUUCAUGCAAAAGUCUGUCAUGUAGAAGUUUUAUCCUGGGUUUUAUGGAGGUUUGUACCGUUGUGCUCGUGUUGCAAACAAAACAUGCUCAAGAGGAGAAAGGAAAGCUAUCAAGGAUAUUAAUGACUUACUAGACACUAGUAUCAUAUAUGUCUCUGUUGCAGAGUGGCUUGAAGGAAGUGGCACAUAUUCCUAAGUCGUGAUAUAUAAGACCCAUUCAAGUCGAUUUGAAGUUCUGACUUACAGUCAUCCUCAAAAUUAUUCAUGCCCAUUUGAAAGUUGCAGUUUAUUGCAUUUUUCACACAAUUUGAAGUUGGAAGUUACUUGCACAUCAGUUAAACAUGUUUAUUCAUCAGAUAAAAUUAUGUAAAAUUUUGAUGUUCAAAAUUAUUCAUACACUUGAACAAUGAUUAUAAUGCUUCACCCGUGGUGUCAUAAAGCUCGUGGAGGUGUCUACUGGGAUAUCAGACCAAUUCCUUGUCUCAGAUAUCCUCAUCAUUGAGGAUGUGUCCUCCCAUGCCUUUACAUGCACGUUUGUAGGGGUCCAGAGAUUAUAAGUACUUUAUAUCUACAGGGGGUGAAGUUAUGGAUUUUCGGACAGAAUUAUUUAUAUCUGUUAAUUUUCAUGAAAAUUCUGUUCUGAAAUUAUGCAAAUAUGUACUAGCUCUUCCUAGACCAUUGUCAGUGCAGAAAUUUACUGUUGCACUAUCCCAGGAACCCUCAUGUGCCUGACUUUGUUCUUGUUCAAAAUGUUGAAGGAGGCCAUGGUGGUGGUGGUUGGGUCAAUGCCAGAUGCCUGUGCUAUGUCACUAAUCUCACAGUAUGAAACAAUGAAUUACAAUAUAUCACGUGUGAACUAUACAGGGAGAUUUGAUCAUGCUGAGAUAAGUCUGUUGUGAUUUUAUCCGUAGUAAUGUCAUCAAGAAGGUGAAAUUAGCAUUCGUGAUAGGGUAUUUACUGGUAUUGUGUGUAGCCUGUAGCCUAGGGGAUACUGUGAUUGCAAAGACAUGACCAGUAUAAGAGUCCGAUAGGUUUGUUUGAUGAUAGUUCAUGGCGAUUUUGAGGGGAAAACUUGUGAUCAAAGAUAUCAAUCACUUUCUUUCCGUCACAAAAUGAUGGGUCAAUAUUUGAUGCUCAUGUGAAUCAUUAUAGUACAUCUAUCUCUUAGCACACUUAGCAUAUAAUUAAAAAGUCGACUCUUGUGUUCAUGGAGUUGGAGUCACGACCACCAACAGGGAGUCGCGACUCCAACUCCAUGAACACAAGAGUCGACUUUUUAAUUAUAUGCUAAGUGUGCUAAGAGAUAGAUUUAGCAACCUAGUCGUGCAACUCUAAUGAUCAUUAACAUUUUUAUGCCUCUGCCACGAAGUGGCCGGAGGCAUUAUGUUUUCGGGUUGUCCGUCCGUACGUACGUCCCGUUCUCGUUAUCGCAUUUACUCAAGAACUGAUUGACAGAUGAUAACCAAACUUGGUCCAUGUUUGUAUCUUGGGGUGCCAAUGAGCUGAUUAGAUUUUGGGGUCAUGAGGUCAAAGGUCAAAGGUCACAGGGCUCAUUAUAUAUGCAAAAAUAGCUCAUUAUUGCAUUAUCACAAGAAUGACUUGAUGGAUUCGCACUAACCUAGGAUCAUGUAUGCUACUUGGGGUGCCAAUAAACUGAUGAAAUUUUGGGGUCAUGAGGUCAAAGGUCACAGGGCUCAUUAUAUAUGCAAAACUAGCUCAUUAUUGCAUUAUCACAAGAACAACUUGAUGGAUUCUCACUAACCUAGGUUCAUGUAUGCUACUUGGGGUGCCAAUGAACUGAUGAAAUUUUGGGGUCAUGAGGUCAAAGGUCACAGGGCUCAUUAUAUAUGCAAAACUAGCUCAUUAUUGCAUUAUCACAAGAACAACUUGAUGGAUUCUCACUAACCUAGGUUCAUGUAUGCUACUUGGGGUGCCAAUGAACUGAUGAAAUUUUAGGGUCAUGAGGUCAAAGGUCACAUGGCUCAUUAUAUAUGCAAAACUAGCUCAUUAUUGCAUUAUCACAAGAACAACUUGAUGGAUUCUCACUAACCUAGGUUCAUGUAUGCUACUUGGGGUGCCAAUGAACUGAUGAAAUUUUGGGGUCAUGAGGUCAAAGGUCACAGGGCUCAUUAUAUAUGCAAAACUAGCUCAUUAUUGCAUUAUCACAAGAACAUCUUGAUGGAUUCUCACUAACCUAGGUUCAUGUAUGCUACUUGGGGUGCCAAUGAACUGAUGAAAUUUUGGGGUCAAAGGUCACAUGGCUCAUUAUAUAUGCAAAACUAACUCAUUAUUGCAUUAGCACAAGAACGACUUGAUGGAUUCUCAUUAACCAAGGUUCAUGUAUGCUACUUGGGGUGCCUGCAAUGAACUGAUGAAAUUUUGGGUCAUGAGGUCAAAGGUCACAGGGCUCAUAUGCAACUAUAGCUCAUUAUCGCAUUAUCACAAGAACGACUUGAUGGAUUCUCACCAACUUAGGUUCAUGUAUGUUACUUUGGGCACCAUUGAACUGAUUAAAUUUGGGGGUCAUGAGGUCAAAGGUCAUAUAGUUGUACUUUUAUAUGAAAAUGGCUCAUUAUUCCAAUAAUUCACAAUCAAUUAUUAAAACAACUUCAAAAUUGUUUCAUGCAUGCAUGAGGGAGUGACAGUGAUAGGAUUAGAUUAUCCGAGUUCUUGAAAAAUGUGCGUGAAUGUACAUGUAUGAUAUAUUUUAGAUCUGGCAAUGGCGGAGGCAUGAAUUUCGACUGCGCGCAGUCGAAAACCCAUCUAGUUUGCAUUGUAAAAAAAAUAAUUCUAGCAGAGUCUGUGUAAAUAUAUAGUUCUUUUGUUGUUUCAUGGGCAAAUGAUUAAAGGACAAAUACAAGAAUGUUGAUCUUUCCAUAUAAUUAUAUGGUAUCAAUAAUAGAAUAAUAGAUAGAAUGUAUAUGGAUACUGAUGGGGUGAAAUGGAGAUUUGUUAUCCUGAAUCACAUUUCUAUAGCACAAAUAAUAUAUAAUCCUGGCUUGUGUAUCCAAAAAUUAUGUUAAAAUAAUAUGUAACAGGAUACAAACAGAAAAUGGAAGACAUUGCAAUAGUUCAAAUGUAAUCUUUCUGGAUAAAAUAUUGCAAAAAUAAUUGACAUUAUUGUUCUAAGAGAGCUUUUCUUUGACCUCUGUAUGUUAGGAAAUUAUUACUGAAUGAAUAGCACAGAUACCAAAUAUCAUGUGUUAUUUAUAGACAUACAUGUAAUUGGCAACACAUUGUCAUAUUUUCAAAUCAGAUUUCAGCAUUCAAAUGGGCAACUGCAUGGUAAUGUUACUUAAUCUCUGUCUUGAAUUUGUUAUAUAUUAAUACUUUCUACCUAUUUUAUGUACAAUUAAAGUGUAUUUAAAGAUUAGGUGUCAUCAAUUUAAUGAGGGAAAUGAUCAGGUUUGCCUUGAAAUAACUCUUAUACAUGUUCUUGAUUGGUAUCAGUGUGAAUUGAAUUAAUGCUUUGCUGGUAAGUGGACCGAUAUCGAUGGGAAUUGUGUUUUGAAUUUUUCAAUUUGUAUAAUGCAUGUAUGAUAUUUUACCAUUCAAUUUUUGACAGGUGCUAUUAAACAUAGCACAGUGUGUUAAUAUGUUGCAGGAAAUAAACCAUUUUUUAAUUUU
Molecule: messenger RNA, 5655 nt
Organism: Lytechinus pictus (painted urchin)
Lineage: Eukaryota; Metazoa; Echinodermata; Echinoidea; Temnopleuroida; Toxopneustidae
Exons: 8
Coding region: 350-1987 (545 amino acids)
Source: RefSeq, a predicted model, not a curated record